GGCAGCCCAGCGACACUUGGGCCAGCAUGUAGGAUAGACAUGUCUCCGCGUCCUCUGCGCCGCACGAGCAUCCUGGGUGUGGAGACUUCACCCCGUCCACGAAUCCCUCGCACCAUGUGCCCGCGUGCCAUUCCUCCCUCUCCCGAACCGGCCGCGCUGUGCCGGGUGUCGGGAUGCCCGUCGGACCCGCUCGCUGAAUUUCCAGCGCCCGGAGCACCUGCUCCGCGCGCAGCCGGGAGGCCGCUGCCUCCGGAGACCUCUCGAGAGCCUCAAGUCCCCCGCCGUCCCCGCGUGACCCGCCGCUCCCCGCGCAACAGUUGGCGGGCCGGGCGGUGCGCGCGCUCCCCGGCCGUGCGCGCCAGGCGCGCCGGGCAGCAGGGCGGCAGGCGCGGGCAGGGGUCGCGGCGCGGAAGCCUGGCACUCCCCCAGGCGCGGGCCCGGCCCCUCUCCAGAUGCUGCCGCGCGCCGGCCGCCCCCCCGUGCGCCUGUGCCUCCCCGGGCGCCCAGUGCGCAGGCGCCGGCCGUGAGGAGCGACCGUGCGCCAGGCUCCAGCGGGUCGGAGCGGCGGUAGCGGCGGAGACCUGGGGACUGGCGGACUGACGGGCGGACGGGCCAUGUCGCCCCGCAUCUGCUGAACUGGAGUGCCCGAGGAUGUCUGCGCUGAGGAAGCCCCCUGUCUAAGGAACUUUUCUCCUGGUCUGUGGCACCUGCUCACAGACACUCUGGAUGUAGGCUUCUGUGCUUCGGCCUCUGGGGGGCGGUCACGAGCCGUUGUAGCACCUAAGGUUGACUCAGCCCUCUAGAGCCCACUGUCACCCUGGGCCUGACCCUUCCCCUUGAAGAGAAGUGGACAGAGAACAGUGGAUGUCUGCAGCUUCAAGCAGGGGCCUUCCCACCAUCUGAGGCCCGGCCGUAGCAGCCCAGGUUCCCAGCAGCUGCCCUCGAUCGCCCGGCCUGCGCCGGCUCUGCCGCCAUGGGGACCGCUCAGUGUCUAGAAUCUCCGUGUCUUGAUUACGGAAUUUCAAAGCAAGAACUAGUUGGAAAGGUUUUGCCCGGCAUUCUACAGAAGCAUUGCUGUAUCUUACCAGACAGGAACACAGAGUCACAGUGCACCCUCUGCGGAGAGCCGGAAGAGGAGGAGGGCGCGGACCUGGCCCAGCCGGGCAUCAGCUUCCCGGGGCCGGCUGAGGACGACCCAGACCAGCAGUAUUCAUGGUCCCCGACUCCGCACUUCAAUGAAGAGAGGUACUCCCCCGCACCGAGGACUAUGAAGGGCUUAUCUGGGAGUCGGAACCCGCCGCUGUGCUCUGGCCACACAUGUGGCCUGACGCCGCCCGAGGACUGCGAGCUAGGCCACCUGCACCACGGCCCCGAGGCGCGGCCGCCCUACCUGCUCAGCCCUGCCGACAGCUGCCCGCUGGAGCACCACCGCUGCUCCCCGCGGACCUCCAUCCACUCCGACUGCGUGAUGCUGCCUGUGGUGCUGGGCGACCACGUGUCCAGCAGCACCUUCCCCCGCAUGCACUAUAGCUCCCACUAUGACAGCAGGGACGACUGCGCCGUGGCCCACGCAGGCGCCAAAAUCAACCGCAUCCCGGCCAACCUGCUGGACCAGUUCGAGAAGCAGCUGCCGCUGCACCGGGACGGCUUCCACACGCUGCAGUACCAGCGCGCCUCCGCGGCAGCCGAGCAACGCAGCGAGAGCCCCGGCCGCAUCCGGCACCUGGUGCACUCGGUGCAGAAGCUCUUCACCAAGUCCCACUCCCUGGAGGGCUCGUCCAAAGGCCACGUCAACGGCACCAGGGCCGACGGCAGGGCGGACGAGCACGCGCACGGCCACCACGCCAAGCACGGCCGGCGGAGCAAGAGCCGCGAGCGCAAAGUGGAGGGCCGGCCGCGUGGGGGCCCAGGCAGCUGGUGGGGCUCAGACGACAACCUGGACAGUGACAGCACCUGCCGCGCCUCCAGCGCGCUCGGCCGGCCCCACGCAGAGCCUUUGGCCCGCUGCUACCCCGACGCGCUGCCCGGCCCCUUCGGGGACCUCUCGCUGAGAACCUCCAAAAGCAACAAUGACGUCAAGUGCUCGGCCUGCGAGGGCCUGGCCCUGACGCCCGACACCAAGUACAUGAAGCGCAGCUCCUGGUCCACGCUCACCGUGAGCCAGGCCAAGGAGGCCUACCGCAAGAGCUCCCUGCACCUGGACAAGCCGCCCGGGCCCCCAGAGUUGAAGCCGCCGCUGCGGCCCUGCCACUACCUGCAGGUGCCCCAGGACGAGUGGGCAGGGCGCCCCACGGGGGGCAGAGACGACGAGAUCCCCUGCAGGAGGAUGAGGAGCGGGAGCUACAUCAAAGCCAUGGGCGAUGAGGACAGCGGGGACUCGGACUCCAGCCCCAAGACGUCCCCCAAGCUGGCCCUCCGGCCGGAGCCCCUGCUCACAUCCAUCGGACAGAGGCCGCUGGGAGACCUCCAAACCCAGAGCUACCUGCAAGCUGCCAGCGACGGGCCUGCCAGCCACGGGCUGGACCCCUCUGCCAACUACAACUCCCCGAAGUUCCGCUCUCGGAACCAGAGCUACAUGCGCGCCGUCAGCACCCUCAGCCAGGCCAGCUGCGUGAGCCAGAUGAGCGAGGCCGAGGUCAACGGGCAGUUCGAGUCGGUGUGUGAGUCGGUCUUCAGCGAAGUGGAGUCUCAGGCCAUGGACGCGCUGGACCUCCCAGGAUGCUUCCGGACACGCAGCCACAGCUACCUGCGCGCCAUUCAAGCGGGCUACUCCCAGGACGAUGAGUGCGUGCCCCUGACCAUCCCCGCUGAUGCCGCCUCCACCAUCCGGCCCACAGGCAUCACCUAUGCCAGCUACAAGAAGACGCCGCCCCCCGUGCCCCCCCGCACCACCUCGAAGCCCCUGAUCUCGGUGACGGCGCAGAGCAGCACUGAGUCCACACAGGACGCCUACCAGGACAGCCGUGCCCAGAGGAUGGCCGCCUGGCCCCCAGACGGCCGCGGCCUCUACAAUUCCACGGACAGUCUGGACAGCAACAAGGCCAUGAGCUUGGCUCUGGAGACGGCCGCGGCCCAGCGCCACGCCUCUGAGGGCCAGGGAGGCGCCACGCGGACCGGCGACAAGGCCAUCCUGGCGUCCAAGGCAGAGGAAUUCCUCAAGAGCCAGCGCUCCUCCAUUGGGGUCCAGGAUUCUGAAUUCCCAGAGCAUCAGCCAUACCCAAGGUCAGAUGUGGAGACAGCUACAGACUCCGACACGGAGAGCCGGGGGCUGCGGGAGUACCACUCGGUGGGCGUCCAGGUGGAAGAUGAGAAACGACACGGACGCUUCAAGCGCUCCAACAGUGUGACGGCCGGGGUGCAGGCGGACCUGGAGCUGGAGGGCUUCCCAGGACACGUCACCACGGAGGACAAGGGCCUGCAGUUCGGGUCCUCCUUCCAGAGGCACUCGGAGCCCAGCACCCCCACGCAGUACGGGGCGGUGCGCACCGUCCGGACCCAGGGGCUCUUCAGUUACCGGGAGGACUAUCGGACCCCUGUGGACACUGCCAACCUGCCCCCUCCCGACCCCUGGCUGGAGCCGUCCUUGGACGCGGUGGAUGGCGGGCGUGUGUCUCCAUGCCACAGGGAUGGCGCAUGGUUCCUGAAGCUGCUGCACACGGAGACGAAGCGGAUGGAAGGCUGGUGCAAGGAGAUGGAGAGGGAAGCCGAGGAGAACGACCUCGUGGAGGAAGUCCUUGGCAAGAUCCGGAGUGCCGUGGGGAGCGCCCAGCUGCUGAUGUCCCAGAAGUUCCAGCAGUUUUACUGGCUCUGCCAGCAGAACAUGGACCCCAGCGCCAUGCCCAGGCCCACCUCCCAGGAUCUGGCCGGCUACUGGGACAUGCUGCAGCUGUCCGUUCAGGAUGUCAGCAUGAAGUUCGAUGAGUUGCACCAGCUGAAGCUCACCGACUGGAAAGUAGUCGAAUCCCCGGAGAGGAAGGAAGAAAGAAAGGUCCCCCCUCCAAUACCAAAGAAGCCCCCCAGAGGGAAACUCCCCAUCACCAGAGAGAAGUCUCUGGACCUGCCGGACAGACAGCGGCAGGAGGCGCGGAGGCGGCUGGCGGCGGCCAAGAGGGCGGCGUCCUUCCGCCAGAGCUCGGCCAGCGAGCGGGCCGACAGCAUCGAGAUCUACAUCCCCGAGGCCCAGACGCGGCUCUAGGGCGGGGCCAUACCCCGCCCCGCGGAGCCUUAGCCGCGCCGAGCGCCACCCCCUCGUCACUCCCGUCUCAUUCCUCCAGCGAGUCCGCCCCGCCGUCAUGUUUGUGCCAUAAACACCCUGGAGCGCCCGGACGUCCGAGCUCACGGCCACAGCGACUUCUCCCAGACUGCCCGGAUGCCCACCCCCGGGGCCGGAGCGGCGUGGGGACCCCUGACGCACCCCUCUGUUCCCAGAGGGGGUCGAGGAAACCGCUUGAGAUGGAACCCAGUUCACACUUUGUUAUUUAUAUUUUUAUAAAAUCGUGUGAUAUUAGAGGCGAGAAUAACAAACAACUGUGAAAGGGUGUGUCUCAGCACUCUCAAGGCAUUAGAUACCCCAAGAGAAGGUGCUACAGCUUGAGUGCAGGAAAGGAAGACCCCCACCCCGCGGCCUGGGGUCCCUGUGCCCUGAACCCGGCGACCCUUCACAUGGUUCCUGUGCCAAGUCCAUGGUGAUGAGGAGUCGUCUCUGCAGCCACCAAGCUCCCCGUCUCGCGCUUCUCUGGAAACCUGGGGUGGAAGUCCACCUCUGCCCCCGCAAACUCAGCACAGCAUCUCCACGGCCAGAAGUCAGCUGAAUGUCCAUCCACACAGGGAGAGACAGACGGAAACAGAGAGUCUUAAGAGAGGUCGACUCUUCUGUAGCAGGGGUACAAAGAGAACACACUUGUCUUUAAUCAGAUAAAAGAGUCGUUUAUUUUUUAUCCCUUUGUAACUUAAACUAUCACCCACGGUUCUGUCUCUAAGUUUCACCCUUUAUGCUCCAUGUGAUUUUUUUUUAUAGAUGUAUAUAUAUUCUCAAAUGCUCUAUCAGUUGACUUUCCAGGGUAUCCUUUAAAAAACAAAAAACAAAACAAAAAAAGUUUGCUUGUUUAAAAUGACAGUUGUGAUGCUGUAAAAAGUUUAAGAAAUAUGAAUGUGUGUGGUAAGUAUAUCUCAGUUUAAAUGGUAAAGAAGAAAUGUGGUUUACAUUGUAUUUUUCCAGAAUUCUUUUGUUCUAUGCAGUACAGCUGAAGUCCAGAAUAUAUUUCUUGCCUGUUUUUGACAUGACAAAAAAAAAAAAAAAGGUCACAUUGUGCUUUCCAGCUGUGGACUUUCAGAAAAGUAAUUUGUUUUCGUGAGUCUGAUUGGCAAGGAGAAAAAUAGGAAGGUCUCUAAUGGAAGGUUUUCCAUUCAUCUCGUUAAAUUUAGAUGCCGGGACCAUUGUUCCAACUGGAUGGUUGUGUGUCUGUUGAGACACCACCUGAAAGGAAGCGCCCAUGGACUUACCCACUUGACCCCAGACUAGAGUCCUCGCUGUGACUCCAGGUAAAAGCAGGGGCCACAGCGUUUCCGCGGGACGCCGUGUGCCCCGCAGCCCUGGGAGUGCGGGCCCCCAGCCCAGCAGCACAGACCCCCCUCCAUAGCACUUUGUUUUCCUGUUUGACUCGCACUUUAAGACGCACCGCCCUCCACGCCUCUGGCGUGAGAGCCCCGGCGGCGUCCUUGCACAGGCAGGCGCCUGCCGCCCGCCGCGUCUCUCUUCCUCAUAGUCCACAUUCCACGAAGCAUGGGGUUCGUAGGAGCACAGGUGAUAGCAAAGCAUGUAUAGCUUCACAGUUUUACUUUUUUAAAGCUGAGUAGUUAAGAAGUCCCUGUAAGAACAAAACCCUGUAAAUGGAACCUCAUAUCUGGUAUAUAUUUUACCAAACAGCCUUAAAAUAUAUUUGGAAGCAAAAAUCAGUACGAAUGUAUAUCCUUGAAAAAUGCAAAAAAAAAAAAAAAAAAAAAAACACCCUGAAAUAUUCUUCUAUAAAUGAGCCCUAUUUCCCCAGAGUAUUCUAAGCAUUUUUUUCUACCUAAAUAAAUACCUAAAUCCUGAGUAGUAUACAAUAAAGAUGCUUCUUCCUAUAUUUAGUAUACUCUGUUAAAGACAAAUGUAUUUGCAAGCAUUGGCAUUUUAGACUUUAAACAUGAUGUGUUAUUAAGACGAACAGCUCUCUAGAAAUAACCACAGGAAAUUGGGUGUGACUCCCGACGAGGGGAGAUGUAAAAUGCAAACGUGCUUGCAGCCUCCUCAGGUGUGCCUCACCUGGAAGCUGAUGGGUUUUAUCUCAUUUCCUUGAACUUGUACAAAAUGGCUAUCAACCAACUAUAAAAUUAGACAACAAUGAUUCUAGAUCCCAGAUUCUCUGAUCCCCACUUAAAAGCACUCACUGAAUUUGGAUUAAUGUUUUUAUGUUUUGUAUACUCAUUUUUUUAUCUUAAACCCCCCCAAAAUCUUGACCUGAACCAUCCAUAGGUGAGCAGAUUCACCAAACUAAAUUGGACAUCGGUUGUUGGUUGGAGGUGGGGAGCGUGUACGAGCCCCUGUUUGAUCCUCGUUGUUCCAAAGAAGGUUGUGGGGGGUGGGGGCGGUGUGCGUGCAGCGGCGUCGAUGGAGUGUCACCGUGUGUGGGACACGACCAAGUGCAAUACAGCCGUUCUCGUGGUGACAUCCCGUCAUGAAAGGCAGAUGAUAAGCCAUGUUUACACGUUGUACAUGUAAAGAGAAAUAAAACUGUUUAUACUA
Molecule: messenger RNA, 6784 nt
Organism: Bubalus bubalis (water buffalo)
Lineage: Eukaryota; Metazoa; Chordata; Mammalia; Artiodactyla; Bovidae
Gene: DLGAP2
Product: DLG associated protein 2
Exons: 18
Coding region: 974-4195 (1073 amino acids)
Biological process (GO): signaling
Cellular component (GO): postsynaptic specialization; glutamatergic synapse
Molecular function (GO): molecular adaptor activity
Source: RefSeq, a predicted model, not a curated record